AUGUACAAGUCUUUCUUGAAGGGGAGCGGCAAAACUGCGGUGGUCUUCUGCUGUGCUAUCGUCCUGUUUGCAAAGUUUGUGCGAGUGAGCACCCCUUUCAUGUAUCAGUAUGUCCUCGAUACAGUCAGCACAGGCGCUGUCAGUGUUUCCCCUGUGUUCCGCUCCAUCUUCCCCUUCGUGGACAACGGCGUUCUCAAUGUCUUCCAGGGCUCCUUCUUCCUGAUAGCAGUUUAUACCGUCUCCAAGAUCUUUGCACAGUUCCUGCAGUCUGCCAACGACGUUCUGUUUGCUAGGACAGUCCAGCCAGCGGUACGUGUCUUCGGCCGCGAGGCCCUCGCAUCGCUGUACAGGAUGCCGCUUUCCUUCCACACAGGGUCCAACACGGGAGCGCUAACAAGGUCCAUGGAGAGGGGGAUGCGUGCCAUCAUCGCUGUCCUGUCAAGGUUGCUCCUGCAUCUUGUCCCACAGGCGAUCGAGCUGCUGCUGGUCUCGGCGAUCGUGUGGUGGAAGGCGGGACCGGAGCUUGCGCUCGUCUGCUUCGCGACGGUGGCUGUGUACUGUGCCUUCACCAUUCAGACGGUGCAGCAACGUGCGCACUACCUUGAGGAGAUGAACAAGUCCGACAACUUGGCUACCAACCGCCUCCUCGACGGGCUCCUGCACUACGAGGCAGUGACGCUGAACAACCGGCAGUCCCACGAGAUCCUGCGGUACGACGAGAAGAUCGUGGACUACCAGAGGGCGCAGCUCAAGUCCUCCAUUUCCCUUGCUGUGCUGAACUGGGGCCAGAAGUGCAUCGAGGCGUUGGGGUCCGGUUACCUUCUCUUCCGGACAGCAUCCAGCGUCCUGUCAGGCACCAUGACGGUGGGUGAGAUGAUCAUGAUCAACACUCUCCUCCUGCAGCUGAUGGGCCCGUUGGACCACCUGGGAGCCAACUACAUGUUCCUGAUGCAGGGGAUGGUUGACGCCAAGGAGAUGUUCCGCAUCAUACAGGACAAGUCGAGCCAGGAGAAUGAUAGGGAGACGGCAAAGCCUCUCCUUGUGAGUCGGGGCGACGUGGAGUUCAAGAACAUUCACUUCAGCUACGUUGAUCAUGCUGGACAGGAGGACAAGGGCAGGAGCCACAAGGAGCACGUGCUGUGUGGUCUGGACCUCAAGAUACCCGGAGGAAGCUACGUUGCUGUCGUUGGAGAGAGCGGAUGCGGCAAGUCAACGCUCACCCGGCUCCUCACUCGAACUGUCACGGCCAAGGAGGGAGAUGUGAUUGUGGACGGACAGGACGUCCGAGACGUCACCUUCCAGAGCCUGCGCGACAAUGUGGCGCUCGUGCAUCAGGACCCUUCGCUCUUCAACGAGGACAUCGCCUACAACAUCGCCUACGGAAAGUACGGCUGCACGGAAGAGGUCUGCGAGGCGCUUUCUGCCGCCGAAUCUGCACAGCUCCAGCCUGUGAUAGCGAAGAUGAACAAUGGGAUCUACUCCAUGGUAGGAGACAGAGGGCAGAGGCUGUCAGGGGGUCAGAGGCAGCGUGUGGCCCUAGCACGAGCGUUAGUGAAGGAUGCGCCGAUCCUGAUCUGCGACGAGGCCACGUCAGCCUUGGACGUGAAGACGGAGAGCAACAUGAUGGAUCGCCUGCGAGACCUGCGCCGAGGCAAGACGACGCUGCUGAUUGCUCACAGACUGAGCUCGAUCGUGAACUGCGAUGAGAUCAUCGUGAUGCAUCAGGGGAAGGUAGUGGAAAGGGGCCCUCAUGCGGAGCUCCUUGGCCUCAAUGGCCGAUAUGCGGCGAUGUGGGCGCAGCAAGCAAAGGAGGGAAGUAAAGUAGUGGAGGACGACGCCGUCUCGGAGGACCUGGUGGAGGUUGCGGUAGGCUCCAGCAUGAGCUCGGACUCGGGCUGUGGAUGCGGACAUGCCCACUGAAGAAGCCCUGGCGCUGAUGGUUGUACAUGAAGAGAAUGAAGUCAUCUGCCCACCAUG
Messenger RNA from Guillardia theta CCMP2712, 1977 nucleotides. RefSeq lists its product as hypothetical. Gene Ontology annotation, cellular component: mitochondrial inner membrane. The record is from RefSeq and is a predicted model, not a curated record. The transcript has 3 exons. Lineage: Eukaryota; Cryptophyceae; Pyrenomonadales; Geminigeraceae. Gene Ontology annotation, biological process: intracellular iron ion homeostasis; transmembrane transport. Bases 1 to 1920 code for a protein of 639 amino acids. Gene Ontology annotation, molecular function: ATP hydrolysis activity; ABC-type transporter activity; ATP binding.